This is a messenger RNA of Nezara viridula (southern green stink bug), 534 nucleotides long. NCBI's taxonomy places the organism in Eukaryota, Metazoa, Arthropoda, Insecta, Hemiptera, Pentatomidae. The record is from the annotation of a GenBank genome assembly.
AUGCCAGUUCCAAACGCUAAACAGUUGCAUUAUAUCAACUUCUCAACCACAACAGCUUGUUUUAUUGGUUUCGCUUUGUCUCUUUAUUCAUUACUUGUUGAGAUAAAUAUUGAAAGAAAUCCAACUUAUACUCCUAUGUGUGACAUUAGUCCGUCUAUGAGUUGUACUAAGGCUUUUGGUUCUCAGUAUGGAAAAGGGUUUGGUAUCAUUGGAAAAUUGUUGGGUGAAAAACAUGGUCUUAAUCAACCUAACAGUCUGUAUGGAAUGGCUUUUUACACAUUAUGUUUUUUCAUCACUAUGGUUGACAUGCGGACUGCAGUUAAUAUAAUGAUUGGACUAGCGAUACUUUCCAAUUUGGCCUCACUGUACCUUGCAUCACUUUUAAUUUUUGUAUUACAAGACUUUUGUAUCGUGUGUGUGUCCACGUACUUUGUAAAUGCUACCUUGCUAUUCUUGUCAAUGUAUAAAAAACGUGUGCUUUUUGGUGCUUCUAAUAUUAAAAGUGAAAAAUCUAGCCAUGCCAAGGAAGAUUAA